This is a messenger RNA of Candidula unifasciata, 894 nucleotides long. The record is from the annotation of a GenBank genome assembly. Lineage: Eukaryota; Metazoa; Mollusca; Gastropoda; Stylommatophora; Geomitridae.
GUCCCCCUAAAAUAACUCAAGCUCCCAGACACAAGAAGGUGGCCGAGGAAGGCACCGUCAGCUUUAUCUGCAAGGCGUCGGGGGAUCCAGCACCAUCCUUUCACUGGGAGCGGGCGGGUAAGAAGAUCAACGACCGUCGCAACAGGUACGAGAUCAACGAUGCCCCACACAUCUCGGUGCUGAGGAUUAAACCAGUCAAAGCCAACAAGGAUAACGCCACCUUUACCUGCGUGGCCAACAAUAAUUUGGGGGAAGCCAGAGCUGAUGCUUCGCUGACCAUCUACCCGAAGGUGGAAGGAAGUGAUGGUACUAAUCCUUGGGUUGUUAAGUAUGAAGACUUCCCUCCAGGCUAUCCACGGAUUGAGACCCACCCCAAGCUGCGCUCGGUCGAGAAGGAUCGCAAUGUCCUGCUUCAGUGCGACGCUAAGGGAGACCCCAAACCCACCAUCUCCUGGCUCAAAGAUGGGUUUCCUGUAGACGACACAGAUCCAAGGAUCCAGAUAUUGGAAUCUGGCUAUCUGCAGAUCAAGAACAGCCAGGAAUCUGACGAGGCCACGUAUGAAUGUGUAGCCGAGAACGAGUUUGGAGUCGCCUACUCCUACCGCGCCAUGAUCUACAUCAAAGUCCGACGUAUCGCACCAAAGUUCACAAGAGCUCCAGAGGAUGUCAAGAUCAUGCCAAAUAGCGAUGUGAACCUGACCUGCGUGGCUGUGGGAUCCCCCAUGCCCUACGUCAAGUGGCGGGAGGGCGCCCAGGACCUGACGGGAGACGACAACAUCCCCAUCGGAAAGAACACCUUGAUGCUGACGGGCGUGCAGAUGUCGAAGAACUACACCUGCGAGGCUUCCUCUGAUCUUGGCAACAUCGAACAUCACGUACAGGUCAUUGUAGAAG